UUUCAAAAAGCCAGUGGGCCAUGGCUGGCUUCCCACAUCUACCUGCUCAGCGCUGGUCACGGCUCCCUCCCCUGCCGGGUGGGCAGUGGGACAUCCAGACCCUGCCAAUGGGUCCCCGUGGACCAGGGGAGGAAACCACCGAUCCAUCCCCUCCUGAGCCCGGGCUCUCUGUCCCUGACGCCCGCGCCCUGUCCUCGGACCCACGCUUCUGGACAGUGUCGUCCUGUCAUUUAAAGCCACGUGAGCAGAUCACGCCGCUGAAACCGCCGCCACGCGGCCGUGACCUCAUGCCUGACCCAUACAAUGUGACCGAAUUCAUCCUCCUGGGACUUUCUCCCAAUCAGCAGGUGCAGAGGGUUUGCUUUGCGGUGUUUCUGCUCUUGUACGCCGCAGUUGUGCUGGGGAAUCUCCUCCUCGUGCUCACCGUCGCGGCCAGCACCAGCCUCGCUUCUCCCAUGUACUUCUUCCUCGGCUCCCUGUCCCUGGUGGAGAUCUGCUACUCCUCCACCACGGCCCCCAAACUCCUCUCGGACCUGCUGGCCCGGAGGAAAGCCAUCUCGGUGGGGGGCUGCAUGGCACAGCUUUUCUUCCUGCACUUCUUCGGCGGCAUUGAGAUGUUGGUGCUGACGGCGAUGGCCUAUGACCGCUACGUGGCCAUCUGCCGGCCUCUGCACUACGCGGCCAUCAUGAACCGGCGGGUGUGCGCGGCCCUCGUGGGCGUGGCCUGGGCGGGAGGCCUCGUGCACUCCCUUGCCCAGGUCCUUCUCAUCUUCCCGCUGCCCUUCUGUGGCCCCAACGUGAUUGACCACUACUUCUGUGACGUGCUUCCCCUGCUCCAACUGGCCUGCUCAGACACCUUCCUCGUGGGUCUCCUGAUUGUUGCCAACGGGGGGACCCUGUCUGUGGUCAGCUUUGUGGUCCUGUUGGCAUCCUACGUGGUCAUUUUGGUCCAUCUGAGGACCCGCAGCUCUGAGGGGCGGCGCAAAGCCCUCUCCACCUGCGGAUCCCACGUCACCGUGGUAACCUUGUUCUUCGCACCUUGUGUCUUCAUCUAUCUGAGGCCGUCUGCCACUCUGCCUGUGGACAAGCUGGUAGCCGUGUUCUACACCGUGAUCACCCCACUCCUCAACCCCGUCAUCUACUCCCUGAGAAACGCGGAAGUGAAGAGGGCCGUGAAGAAUCUGUGGACCAGGACCGUGCAGCCGGUGACAGACAGAGGCUGAGUCUUGGUUUGGGUCCCUGGGUUUGGAGCGAUUUUGAGUCCAAACUGAAGGGUGCCGUGGGUAGGUGGAAAGUUCACCCGGCUUGCUGGUCCUGGGGUUAUGGUAUCUGUGUGCACCUUCAAAAUGUUCAUUUUAGUCAUUUGUGAAAUGUAUCUUUAUGGUUGUCCCGUAACAUACCUAGGCACAAAAUUUUUACUACACUAAGUAACACUGUGCUGCCUGCCUGCCUAUCUUGAACAGAAAUCCUCGCCUGUCCUGGUUUCGUGCACACCGCCUUCCGAUAGUAAAUUUGUCAUGACGCAGUGUCACCCUGACUCGUGGCUUCUAAAGGGCUCUGAGCAGCAUCGCGCUGCCACUAAACACUUUAGAACGAGGUCCAAGCCGUUACAUUGUCUCCCAGUGUCUCCUAACGAGGUGUUCAUUGAUUACCAAGGGGAAAUGAGAUCAUGACUUCAUAGCCCGCUCCCCCUUACAGUUUCCCAAAAUUAACGUCGCAGGACUGAGGUGAAUCGGCGCCGUGUGUUUCCUGAUGUGACGGACUCGUACAGCUCCCAAAGUCGCUGCUGCCCAAGGCACCCGAGCGGGGUUGAGCGCGACCAGGCGCACACACGGCGGAACCGGAAGCGCAGCGCCUGCGCACUGGGGCCACUGAAGCUGCACUGUGGGGGGCGCGGCCUGGCCCCCUCCCUGGGUCAGAGGGCGGGUGCUAGAGGGCCGAGCUGCUAGGCGAGCUAAUGUCGAAAAUCAGUAAUAUCCUGGGAUCUGGGAGUGGAGCGUUUAGAUACCUAGAGACAAAAGGCAUUUCAGAAAAUAUAUGUAAGGUACCCGACGUGCUGUUUUUAUAUAAAUAUACACAGCGAAAUGAUUAGUGUAGUAAAACAAAUGAACAUGCCCAUCACCUUCCAGAGUUCGCUUCUUUUUAAUAAGCACGCCAGAACUCUACUCUGUCACCAAAUUCUUGGUUUUCGUAGUAUUCUUAACUGUAAUUACCAUGCCAUGCCUCAUAGACGUAUUCAUGCUAUCACUACAACAUUAUUUAACUCUUUCUCCCUAUUCCACUGUGUGAGCAAAACUCUACCUAUCUUUCUGACUUUGCGUCUACUUAUUAAGUAAACGAAUUAUGAAGAAAAUGCGGCAAGGUACCAACUUUUGGGAAAUCUCAUUUACGGAAUAACAGGAGCUAUUAUUCUUCACACUUUCGCAUGUUUGGACAAGCCAAAUUACAACAGAAGGUGCAAAAAUUGCAAACUAGACUUCCUAUUGUUAUUUAAUUUGCUUUUCUCUGAUUUGUAUGGGUAUAUUUUUAAAUGGGUUUAAACCUUGCUUAAAAAUUAAUCACUUAUUCUUC
Molecule: messenger RNA, 2571 nt
Organism: Fukomys damarensis (Damara mole-rat)
Lineage: Eukaryota; Metazoa; Chordata; Mammalia; Rodentia; Bathyergidae
Product: olfactory receptor 4X2
Exons: 2
Coding region: 21-1223 (400 amino acids)
Biological process (GO): G protein-coupled receptor signaling pathway
Cellular component (GO): membrane
Molecular function (GO): G protein-coupled receptor activity; olfactory receptor activity
Source: RefSeq, a predicted model, not a curated record